GUCUCUCAACCUCCAAUUCGUCGAAUUAAAGAUUACCAAUGACAAGAACUUGAGUUGUCACCUCUCGUCCUAGCCUUAGGUAAACUCAAGACUUUUUGCUUUGUCUCUUUGCCCUAAAUUAAACAAUCAAAUCUAAUUUUUAGAUUUCAUUAUUAAUUGCAAAGGUAAUUAAUUUCGUAUUCGAUAAUACCGAUUGGAAUACCGAAAUAUCGAUUGGGAUGCCGAAAUAUCUAGGGAUUGGAAUUGCGAUACCGAAAUUUUUAGGGAUUGAGAUUUGGAUUGAUUUUAGAGUGUAAUUCGGUAUUUAGUAUUGGGAUACCGAUGCCGUACCGAUUUCCACCUCUAGUUUCCACAUUGGUGACUACCAAGUGCUUAAUAGUUUUUUUUAUUCCCAUAAAUAUAUAUCUAUAAUUGGUUUAGGCUAGCAUAUGCCCCCGCAUACGCUAACCUAUCGUAUGCCCCAUUGAGUUUUGUUAUUUAGAUCAUGAAUUACCCAGAGUUUGGGGCAUGAUACUAUACCUUAACCUCUAAUGGGUGAAAUCCAGUCCCUAAUUUUCUAACCCAAACCAUGAGAUUCAUUUAAUUUUAAAAUGAAAUUCAUUUAUAAUUUCGACGAAUCGGAAUCGUUGAUUUUCAUUUCAAGAUUAAUAAUGAAUAUUAUGCUUUGGGUUAGUGACUUGGGGAUUGGAAUUCAUGCAUUAGGGGUUAGAGUGUAGUAUCACACCCAAACUACGUUUAAUUUAUUGUCUAAAUAACAAAACUUAUGGGCAUAUGGUAAAUUAGGGUAUGUUCGGACCUACACUAACCUUUGUCGUCUAUAAGGUUAUAUUUAGUAUUUACCCAUAAAUUUAUAGAUAAAACGGAUAAUAAUUUCUUCGAGCAACCACAUUGUCCGGUUCGACGGUCGGAUUCCUUAUGCCAAUCGUAUUUGAGUGUCAGCAACGUUUUCCUUUUCGGAUAUGGUUAAGUUUGUGCUUAUUAUAUCUUGAUCGGUGGUUAGUUCAUUUGAAGCCAGACAAACAAUUGGAACCCAAACAUUUCCUUUCGCCUUCCAAAUCCGCAAGCAAAAGCAGAGUCUUCUGUCAAUUGGUCUGAGCCAUGGCGACGGAAAGCUGCACCACGGUUUCAGAUCUGGCGCUCGGCGCACGGUUCCGCCCUGCUCGAGUCUGCGGAAAACGACGCCUCCUUUCAGAAGUAAAUCCUCCUACUCCAGCGAUUAGCAAACUGGGAGACGAUCUCCUCACAGAAAUUCUGGUUCGCGGUUUCCCGAAUCCUAGAUCCGCCUGCCGGAGCAGGGCCGUAUGCAAGCAAUGGAGAUCCCUGAUUUCCGAUCCCUGCUUCGGUCGUCGUUUCCUUUCUUACCACCAGAGCAUGAACACCCACCCUCAGCUUCUUCACUCAACCGACAAGGAAUCUGCCUUACUGAGCUUUAUCCCCUGGCCCGCCGAUUGCGCCUCCGAUAUAGAGUACGAGCUGACACGUUUCGCAGUUUUUGAUUGCUUCAAGGACCUGCUUUUAUGUGGCUUUUGGGAACCAGGUAACCGCCCUACUAAUGAUGAACUUGCCAGAUCGUACUUGCUGUGCAAUCCAUUUACGAAGCAAUGGAUUGCACUUCCGUUGGCCCCUGAAAGACCAGUGGGGCAUACAGGAUUGUGUGCAAGGUUAGUUUGUGAACCCUUAGAUUCUAAUAGUCUUUUUGGUCUAGGAGAUGGUUCUGAGUAUCGGUUCCGGGUGGUGUGCAUAUACCAAGAUGUGAAUUCUAUGAAACUAGAUGUGUUCUCUUCGGAGUCUGGAGAAUGGACCAAGGAGGCGCUUGUUCUUCAAGGUUACUGCAGACGCGAACGAAGUUGUGUUGUUUCAUGCGAUGGGGUUUUGUAUUUGUCGUAUGCUAGAGCACAAGGCAACCAUGAUGGGCUGUCUGAACCUUUGAUUGCUGCUAUUAAUCCUUUCCGCCUUGAUAUACCUCCCACUCAUAUUGAUGUUUCCCCAGUCUCUGCUAAUAAUCCGUGGUGGGAUAUUUCAAUUUCACAAGGUGCUCUGCACUUGAUUGUGUUUGAGGAGGGCACUAGACCUGCUUCAGCGAGGAUUGUUUUGAGUGUUUGGAGGUUAAAUGAAGACUGUAAAUUCUGGAGGAAGGUAUGCGAAGGUCCGGUGAAGUCAUCAUCAGAGGGGGAGGGCAACUAGAGUUUGUCGCUGAACUAACUGAACAUUUUAGUGGUUGGAGGGUGUUCCAGCCUAAGGUCUCUUGCUGGCCUACUCCAAUUCCAAAGUACCAGAAGUUGCGAGUUAGGUACGAUGGAAGCUAUGACUGUUGGGAUCAGUUUGAUGAACCCGAACCAAUAACUCCCUCGAUAACUGGUACUUGUGUUACUUCUGCUUCUGAGAACUUGCCUUUUGAACAAAUAGAACCCGUCGACGGAGUUGAACAAUCUUGUCAUUGGAAGAAGCUGAAAAGAUGGUGAAAGGCUCCCCUCCUGAGCAAGGAGAGGAAGGAUGACGGGGUUGAAAGGAAAUUCCAAUCUACAAACGAAGGUGCAGGAGUUGAUCUACUGGGGCGGUAUUGGUAGGUGUUGUUUAUGCACUCCGAGCCUAUUUAAAGUAGUUGAAUUGGUAGUUCUCGUAGUGGCUUAUUUCAUGUUGCAUUUUUCGAUUUUGAAAGUGUGUAAUUGUGUUAAGCCUAUGAAUUAGUUGCUUGAAUGUAUGAUUUUAGGAGUUGAUUGUUAUAAAAUCGUGACUUUUAAUACUGGCAAUGAUGCUUAUCACGUUAUGUUCCUUAUUAGUUAAGGGGAAUUUUGGUUUAAAUAAGAAGGAAUGAGGAUACAUGAUACUAUGAGCGACGGAUUUCACAACCCCUUAUUUUGGGGAAGGCUUUUCAAAUCUGUUAAAGAAGUACUAGCUUAGAAAUUCAUGAGGAUUGUCAUAUGAGUUUAAGUAACCUUUUUACUCCAUCAAACAAAGGUUUUUAGCUGAACACUCUUCUUAUAGAAUUUUAUGCUUAAAUCUGUCGUCUGCCACUGAUAACCAACAGUGGAACACCAGGAAAGAGGAGGACGGGGAUUGGAGAUCCGGAGGUUGAAACUCGGAAGAAAAGGAUGCUUAAAUCUCUCUAAUCUUACACGAUACAUGCAGUGGUUGAUGAUUUAAGGAAGCUACUCUAGGACGAAUAUGCAUACCAAUUAGUUCGUGUUCUCCUGUUUUCAGGUCGAAGUCCAGAACAAUGCAAGUCAUACUGCCUAGCCUCUAUUUCCUGGUUUCAUUUGUGAAUGCUGAUUGAAGGAUUCUAUAUAUCGGAAAAUGUAAGUCAUACUGCAUAGCCUCUGUUGUUCGGUUCACGUAAUACUGCUGUGCCUGGGGAGAAAUCAAUUCAAUCCCUUCUCACCUGCCAUGAAAGCAAGCGGCUCAGAAUCCGCAGAAAGAUGGUCUUCUUCCAGUCUUGAUGCCUGAAAGGAAAGAAUUGUUCAGGGAAGCAGAAAUUCUCUGAACACACAGCAUUACAUCGUUUCUGUUUCCAGCAACGAAUUAGAGGCGAAGAACAGAGUGGAAUAAAUGGUUAGAGAGAUUGCAACCAAUGGUGGUGAUUGGUGAAGAAUACACCAGUGACCAUACUUGCAGUGAACUCUGCUGCAAUGUACUUGUCUGAAGUUGACAAAUGGUGGGUGUCCACAGACUUGAAGGCUGCUCAUAUUAGCUCGGUCGAUCCUGUUUGUGGAGCAAUUUAGGUCAGCAAUGAGAAAUUUGGAUAGUUUCCCCGAUGUGCCCGAGAAGGGUGCCUCGUGCCCAUAUUGUUCAAAGACUUGAGGUCUUAUUUGUCCAGUGAGAAGUUGGAGGAACUUUUUAGGGCUUCUCUAAGGUCAUUUGUAGCAUUGAGCUGUAGGAAGGACAGGUUCUGCCAUUCUUCCGACUGCCCUUUGGUCUUCCAAGUAGUGGCAGGCGGCAGGUGCUGCUGAGUUUCAGUUGCUGGUAGCGUUCUGUUUGUGUCCAUGGUGUGCUUUGCUGAGACAUGUAUAAGGUGCCACGUGGAGUGUCACCCAGAAGUGUCUUGCGAGAAGUACAAGGAGUAGAGGGAAAACCACGUACGUCCCCAAUCAUCAGAGUGAUGCGAUUUAUAGUUCAUCGUGACUUAUUAGUUUAUGAUCUUAUAAGACAAAUAUUGACAUAUUUAUCGAAAUUUAGGGGUCGUUUGCUUGUUGGAUUUGAAAAAUGAGGGGUUUGGUCAAUAAAAACCUUGGGAUUUAUGUUGGAUUUAUUGGAUUAUGGAUUUGAAGAGUCUAAUGUUUGCAUGAUAGAUUUGAUGAUGGAUUUGUUAAAUAAAUAACUAACCAUCAAGGAUUUGCAAAUCCCAAAUAAAUAUGUGGGAUUUACAAGUCCGUGGGGUCCACGGAUUUGGUUCCAAAAUAAAGACCAAAUCCGUGGACCCCACGGAUUUAGCACCCUUCAACAAACAAUGGACUUAUGUUAAAUCCAUCAAACUUGGGAUUUGGGUACCAAAUCCAUAACCCAAAUCCAACAAGCAAACGACCCCUUAGAGAAUUCCUUGUAACACGUCUUCACCUUAUUAUAAUUUUGGUUUGUUUUAUCCAUUAUAUUUUGCAGGUUGCAUUGUAUAAAAUGUAGGGAUUGUAUAAAAUGUAGGGGUAGUUUGCUUGUGGGAUUUGGGUGUUGUAUUUGUCACCCAAAUACCAAGCAUUAUGUAUUUUAUAAAAGACUAUUGUUGAGAUUCAAAUACCAAAUGAACUAAAUCUAUGACAAAAAUUCAAUUAAACAAACAAUGUUGUCUUUCAAAUAAAAAAUGCAAUAAAUCCAUCAUAAAUUCAAAGAUUUUCAAAACUCAAAUCCUUCAUUUUGUUACGUAAUAUUUACCCAAUGUGUGUUCAUAUUUAGUAAAAGUUGUAGAGAAGUUUUAUGUCAUAAAUCCAAUAGAUGUUCAUUUUAUGUAAUGGGUAUUAACAAAAAGUUCGUAAAGUGGAAAGGCAAUAUGAAGUGAAUAUUUGGCAUCACUUAACAUUUAAGUGACCUAAUUCUAUUUUACGUAAUAGUUGUAGAAACGACUCCUCGUGAAAAGCAAUCCAGUCGCGAAAUUCUUAAGCCAAAUAGAAUGCAUAAGCAUUUAAUAUAAAGAGCUGGAAUCUAAGCAAUCCACUAGAAACAAAAACGAUAGUGGUUUUAGUAAAGAAAAUUAAAUGUGUUUUCUGUGUGAGUUUCCCUUAGAUUUUACCAUCUUACCGUUAACCAGGUCAUAGAUAAAAUCGAGGUUCUUCUUAUUUAUUUUCUUAUGUCUCCGUAUUAUUAACGUUUUAUUCUGAUUUCUCAUCUACAGUAAAAAUGAUUAGACUUG
Molecule: messenger RNA, 5335 nt
Organism: Linum trigynum
Lineage: Eukaryota; Viridiplantae; Streptophyta; Magnoliopsida; Malpighiales; Linaceae
Source: the annotation of a GenBank genome assembly